Gordionus sp. m RMFG-2023 is the source of this 1297-nucleotide messenger RNA. RefSeq names its product tRNA (cytosine(38)-C(5))-methyltransferase-like. Gene Ontology annotation, molecular function: methyltransferase activity. The coding region runs from base 49 to 1215 and encodes 388 amino acids. The record is from RefSeq and is a predicted model, not a curated record. The transcript has 10 exons. NCBI's taxonomy places the organism in Eukaryota, Metazoa, Nematomorpha, Gordioida, Chordodea, Parachordodidae.
AUUUUAUCAAAAAUUUACUAUUUUUAUAGAAUUUAAAAAACUAAACAGAUGUGUAGUAAAGUUUUAGAGCUCUAUAGCGGAAUUGGCGGGGUUCAUUUCGCAUUUAAUAAAGCUCAAUUGAAAUAUGAAAUAGUUUUUGCAAUUGAUAUUAAUUCCAAAGCAAAUAUGACUUAUAGUGCAAAUUUUAAUCAAACAAAUAUUAAAUCAAAACUCAUUGAGACCUUUACUGUAGAUCAGCUUAAUAAGCUAGAUUUUGAUACCCUUACUUUAAGUCCCCCAUGUCAGCCUUUUACUAGAUUAGGUAAUUACAAGGAUGAUGCAGAUUUAAGGUGCAAAUCAUUGCAUUUUAUAAUAGAUAUCAUUCCACAAUUAAAAAUUAUUCCAAAAUAUAUUCUUUUAGAAAAUGUUAAAGGCUUUGAGCAAUCUAAAACCCAUCAAAAGUUAAUUUCAAUGUUGAAUUCACUUAAUUAUCAUUAUCAAGAAUAUUUAUUAUCGCCUAAACAAUUUGGUAUCCCUAAUUCUAGAUUAAGGUACUAUUUGAUAGCCAGGAAUUAUCCCUUUAAAUUUUCAAAUACAUUUGAACCUAAAGAGGACCAAGAGGGCAUUAACAAACCAUGUACUAUUUUUAAAGAAUUUCCAAAUAUGAUAUUGGAACAAUUACUUAACAAAUUUCCAGAUAACUUUAGUGGUAGUUUGAAUUAUGGAAAUGGUCUAGUCAUCUAUAAAGUUCCCAGUAGUUUGGCCUAUUAUUUAAACUUAGAUAAAUCCCAAAGAAAGUCAACAAACAAAAUAAGAGAUAAUACCUUGAAUAAUAUAUCAUUGAAUAUUGAUGAAACUUAUAAUUUGGAAGCAGAGACUUUAGCUAAAUACAUCAAUGUGAUAGACCUUGUGUAUCCAUCUGAUAAUCAUAGCUGCUGUUUUACUAAAGGCUAUGGUAGACUCUUCAAAUAUUCAGGCUCAUUUCUGAUUAUUGACAAUACAUCCCAAAAUGAUAUUAAAGAAAAUUUGAAAAAUGGUAAAGAUAAGAUGGACAUAUAUGGGGUCGAUUAUCGUAUCAGAUAUUUUAAGCCCAUGGAGAUUGCGCGAUUGAUGGGAUUUCCAUCUGAUUUUACCAUUCCCGAAGGAUUAACAAGAAGACAAAUAUACUCGCUAUUGGGGAAUAGCGUUAGCGUUGACGUUGUAGCCAUAAUGCUAUAUAUCAUGAUAAAAUUAUAAAUACUAUAUCAGAUUUAAAUGAUAAAUAUUUCUACAUAUUUCAUUCGUUGAAAAUAUUGAUUCAAAACUUCAUGAUUGUCAA